CCGACGCUCAGCAUGCUGCAUCCAGAUGCGCGCUCAUCUGCACGCUGUGGGGUUACCUGGAUUUACAUGCAUUUCCCGUACACCGCUUUUGCAUGACCGUCGAACCGAUUGAAGGGAGCAAGGUAUUGCUGACGCAUCUCAAUGUUUGAACCGGGGGAGAGAGGCACGUCCCAAGUGUCAAAUGAGAUAUAACCUGUCCUGCAGAUGCGCCGUCACUGUUUUGCCUCCAGUGGCACCCCAAGUGAAUGAGAUUCAUGAUUCAUUCCUCUGUUUUCACGGGCUAUCCUUGAUCACAGCUCCUCUUCUUGUUCAAAAUGGAAAGAUUUCAGUCUAACAUGCGCAAACGGUUGUACAGCCUGCCGCAAAACAUUGGGCAAAAACCCUUCGUGAUUGACGAAGGAGACAACGGCGACAAGGACACUAAGAGGAAAAGUAUUCGGCUAAAACAUUUGCCCUCCCCGUCUCCUGCAAGCAGUUGCAAGAGCAUUGAGGAGGCCAGGAGCGAAGACUUGGGAAGGGACGUUACUGUGAAGACUAACUUGAACGGGGACUGUCGCUUAUUCCGGGGCAGCAUCUCCUCCAUCACCGGGCGGCAUCAUCCCGGGUCAGAUCCCGCGGAGCAGCGGCGACUCAUCCCUGGAGCCAGCGAGAGUUUCCCCGGUGAGCUGAGCCCCGGGGCCCAGCAGCGGGCAGCGGGAGGUCUGAGUGUCACGGCCGGGCAAGAAUCAACGUUUGACCAGUCAAGUUUCAUCAAGUUAGAAGGAACCGAUCAAAUCAUACCUGAGGAUGACCGGCUGUACCAAGCCGGCUUCAUGCACCGGCAGUUUGGGGCGAUGCUCCAACCAGGAGUCAACAAGUUCUCCCUGCGGAUGUUGGGGAGUGAGAGGGCCGUGGAGCACGAGAGGGAGCGAGUGAAGUCUGCUGGCUUCUGGAUAAUCCACCCGUACAGUGAUUUUAGGUUUUACUGGGAUCUGACCAUGCUGCUGCUGAUGGUGGGAAACCUCAUCAUCAUCCCUGUGGGCAUCACCUUCUUCAAGGACGAACACACGCCGCCCUGGAUCGUCUUCAACGUGGUCUCGGACACCUUCUUCCUCAUGGACCUGGUCCUCAACUUCCGCACAGGUAUCGUGAAGGAGGACAACACGGAGAUCAUCCUGGACCCGCAGAAGAUCAAGAUCAAGUACCUGAAGACCUGGUUCGUGGUGGACUUCAUCUCCUCCAUACCCGUGGACUACAUCUUUCUCAUCGUGGAGACGCGCAUUGACUCAGACUUUUACAAGACGGCCCGAGCCCUGAGGAUCGUCCGCUUCACGAAGAUCCUCAGUCUGCUGCGGCUGCUGCGCCUCUCCAGACUCAUCCGCUACAUCCACCAGUGGGAAGAGGUUUUCCAUAUGACCUAUGACCUGGCCAGUGCCAUGGUGCGCAUCAUGAACCUGAUCGGUAUGAUGCUGCUGCUGUGCCACUGGGAUGGCUGUCUGCAGUUCCUGGUCCCCAUGCUGCAGGACUUCCCCCACGACUGCUGGGUCACCAGGAACAAGAUGGUGAAUGACACCUGGGGUCAGCAGUACUCCUACGCCCUGUUCAAGGCCAUGAGCCACAUGCUGUGCAUCGGGUACGGCCUGUACCCCCCCAUCGGCAUGGCUGACGUGUGGCUCACCAUCCUCAGCAUGAUCGUGGGCGCGACCUGCUUCGCCAUGUUCGUGGGCCACGCCACUGCCCUCAUCCAGUCCCUGGACUCCUCACGGAGGCAGUACCAGGAGAAGUAUAAGCAAGUGGAGCAGUACAUGUCCUUCCACAAGCUCCCUGCCGACAUGCGCCAGAGGAUCCACGAGUAUUACGAACACCGAUACCAGGGCAAGAUGUUUGACGAGGAGAGCAUCAUGGAGGAGCUGAACGAGCCACUAAGAGAGGAGAUUAUCAACUUCAACUGUCGUAAACUGGUGGCCUCCAUGCCUCUGUUUGCCAACGCUGAUCCUAAUUUUGUCACCUCCAUGCUGACAAAGCUGCACUUUGAGGUCUUCCAGCCGAGCGACUACAUCAUCAGAGAGGGAACCAUCGGAAAGAAGAUGUACUUCAUCCAGCACGGCGUGGUCAGCGUCCUCACCACGAGCAGCAUCAUCUGCGGGGUCCAGCCCUCAGACACCAAGCUGUCCGACGGCUCCUAUUUUGGAGAGAUCUGCCUGCUGACCCGAGGUCGGAGGACGGCCAGCGUGCGAGCGAAUAACUACUGCCGGCUGUACUCUCUGUCGGUGGAUAACUUCGACGAGGUGCUGGAGGAGUACCCCAUGAUGAGGAGGGCCUUCGAGACCGUGGCCCUCGACCGCCUGGACCGCAUCGGUAAGAGGAACUCUAUUCUUCAGAGUAAAGUCCAGCAUCACCAAUCUGCUGGCGCACUAAACUUCCAGGAAACGGAGAUCAUCCAAAGAAUCGUGCAGCACGACCGCGACAUGGCCCAAUGCACACAGCUGAUCCAGGGCAGCCUACAGAGCCAACACACUCUGCCGCCCCCCCCCUCGCCCACCCCGGUCAUCUGGGCCCCGCUGAUCCAGGCCCCGCUCCAGGCUGCUGCCACCACCACCCCUCUGGCCCUGGCCUUGGCCCACCACUCCCAGCUGCCCCCCAUCCUCUUCCACCAUCCUCUGACCCCCGCUCCCCUGAAGGACCCGUCGUUCCAUCAGAAGAUAGUCCACAUCGGAGCCAACACGUCCAGUAGCUAUGUCCCUGGUUCUCCUUCCAGCUCCAUCAAUUACAGAUCUGGGAUUGAGACUCCCCCUCUGGCGUCCCUCAGGCCGCAGCACCUCAUCGCGGGGUCCGUGACCCCCACCCUGACGUCCCAGCCCAUCUUCACCAGCAGCCUGCAGCCUCUGGCCCCCCCGCCCUCACACCAGCUCCCGCUCCAUCCUCCCCACUCUGGCAUAGCCUCAGUGUUCCCCAUGAGCCAGACCACCGUCUCCUACACCUGCUCUGCUCAGCUCCACCCUCAGCCCUUCCACGGGGUCAUGACCACCUCACCACACCCCAUAGGUUUACUCCAGCAGGGGGCACCAGGGAGGUUUUCAGGGAGGUUCGCAGCCCCCUCUGCCUCCACCAUAAGCCCUCUCAUCUGCAGCUCAGUGGGCCCAUUAAUCAGCCAGCUGCAGCCGCCCUCACACGGCACGCAGCAGAUGGGGUUCGCUCACGACAGAGCGUUCAGGAUGUCCAGCGGUCCGUACCUCUCACAUCUCCCUUUCAUCCCCAGCACUCAGUCCUUCGCUGGAUUUAUGCAUCCAGUGUCAGCAGUCGGAGGGGGGGCCGCAGCCUCCCUGGCGCAUCAGAGCCUCGCAGGCCUGCAGUCUGUUUUCCUCCCCCAGUUUCUCCCCGAGCAUUCGGCCCUGGCCUCCCUGGCUCAGUACGGCUCUGGUGAAGUCUCGCCCUGCUACACGCCUCCGGUCCACAGCCCCAGCAUACAGAGCCCCGCCAUGGGACGGACAUUUUACAACAUUGAGCUCCCCAGCGCUGUGGGGGCUCGCAGCCCUCUGACCCCUCAGACCUCCUGUCCUGCCCGGGUGGCCUACACCAUCACAGACGGGGCCGAGUACUCGGGGAAUGUCUUCACCCAGGAAAUAAAGACUAUCUCAGGCUCUCACAGCUCCACACACCAGGAAAGACCUUUGGCCAUGAGCUGCUCCCCAGAGGCGGUGGUGGGGGUCUCCAGCCCCUUCUCCUCCCCCAUGGCUGUCAGUAAACCAUACAGCCCGAUCCCGGGUCAAGCUGCUCCUGUCAUUCGGACACAUUCAGGGCCCGAACCUCAGAUCCAGCCUCCUGCUGUUCUUUCUCCCCAUGCUAGAUCCCCUGCUAAAAUGAUGGAGACCGAACACAAACAGUCCACACUUCCAUCCAACUUGUGAGGUUCGGACACACCCUCCUUUAAUGCCCGGACACAAUGAAGGUCACCUCCUUAAGGCAUUGAUUUAUCCACUACUUUAAAGAAGGAGGGUGUGUUAUUCUUAUCAAAUUGGAGGCCGGUGGUUACAUUUGUAAUCAGACUGAAUGGACAAUUAUGGGUAUUUUUUCUACAGGAUAUCUUUGAAUAUAGUAAUAAAAUACAAAACCUAUUGAUAGGUAUAUAUAGCAGCUCAUGAAAAUAUCAAUUGUUAUAUGUAUUGUAUAAUAACCACACUCUGUGUUUUAAGUAUUUAGUUUUUAACCCACUGUCCAGAACAUUUUGUGUUACCUUUUAGCAACACCUGUUUAGUUGGAAAUUUGUCCAAAACUUUAUCCUGUUAUGGUUGAAAAUCAAAAAUGAUUGUCCUUUUUUAUGUCUUUUCCACCAACGAGUGUGUUGUGUGAAUGCAAAGUUUCCAAGAGGUUCGAGGAGAGACAGACUGUGCACUUUGCUCGUUUCAGAGAUCACCUAACGUGAUGACAGCAUGUCUUCCAAGAUAGCGUUUCAGCAAUAUUGCACACCCAAAAUGGGUCAUAAACAAAUCAGAUCACACUCUCAAAAACUGAAGUAAUGAAUGCAUGUAAUGUUUGUCUGUCUGAGUGCAAGAAGCGGUUCACAUUUUUGAAUGUGUUGAACUCGAGGGCGAUGAUGGUUUUUCUGUACAGUCCUGGAAAGUGUCACCCGUUUUAGACAAUUUCCAAAUACACUGAUGCCAACUCAUUCCUGCCAGACAAUAACUUCAGUAGAGAACAGUUGUUUGAGUGUCAUCAGCAUAGUAUGCAAUAAUCUGUGUUUUUCUAUGGGUAUACAAAGGUACUGUGAAUCGAAGCACUUGAGUGAGGUUCUGUUUUUAGUAUGAAAACAGAUUAAAAAAGGGAAUUACAUGGAAUCAAAGCAAUUGUGGAUAAUCAAACAUCCUGAAACCAGCAAUGCACUAAGACUGAUCCGAGUGUUUCUUGCACCAGUCAAAGGGCUAAAAAGCAGUUACUUGGACACGUGGUUGACAAGAAACCCUGAUGGGUCAUAUUGCUGCAUAUUUACCGCUUUCAUUUUACUUUUAAUUGAUUGUAAGGUUUGUUGUUGAACAAUUGCUCUGUGAUGCUAUGCUGCAUCAACAAGACGUGUAUCACUGACUGAUUUUUUUUAAAUCGGACUCUUGAAUCCUUCUACUUGUUAAUCAUUUCAUGUGUUUAGAUGAUACGUUCUCUUUCUCUGUGUGGAGCUGUGAGCAGGUCAAAGCAUCAGAGGAUCGUGCCGAGUGGCUUCAGCUGCCUGGUUACUGACCCUGAGGUUUGCAGUGACUCUGACCCCCCCACUCCUCGAGGGAGAAGAGAUACUAUCCGUCACUAACCACUCACUGCCAAUGGGCUCGAUCAAUCCCUCAUCACUAUUCUCCUCCACGCCCACACCACCUGAGUGUAGGGUUGCAACCGACCUAAAGGUGUGUGUAGGAAAGAAGGUGUCAGUCAUUCAUCUAUUUAUAUAUUUAUUUCUCAUUUUGAUGCCUUUUAACCAACAAAUCUGAGGAUUCCACCACCUAUGUAUGUUAGGUAUAUAUUUUAUUUUAGUUACUGAAUUCAAUGCAAUAAAAUACCAUAUGGUCAACGAUGCUCGUCCUAGCUGUUGAUUUAUUUUUCAAGAGCAGAGCGUGGGAUGUGAGGAGAAUCUGAUAAAACACUGGGGAAGUUUCAGACUUUAAGCCGGAUUAUAAAUGGACAACUGCACGGUGUUGUUCAGUGCUAACAGUCAAAAUAACCCGGAUUGUAAUCUGCCAGAUAUUUUUCUUGCCAGAACAAGGAAAAGUAUCUGCCAUGUUCAUCAAGUUGGUAAAUGCUGGAUUAGUGAUUAAAUAUAAAUUUGACCCCAUUCUUCUGGAGGUUUUAUUAAAAUGAGAUCCAGACAAAUGUUUUUUUUUUAAUGACAUUCAAGAAAAGGACAGACCCGAUGUUAAAUGUCCUGUUACAACUUCACAAGAUGGCGUCAUUUUGUAGUACGCAGUUAGUGUGCACAUUUUGAGUUACUUUAAUUUAGUAUAUUCAUUUUCCGAUUCUUUAUACUUCUACUUCACUACUUCAGAGGGACAUAUUAACCUCACUACAAAUAGUUGAUAAUGUUAAUUACUGGUAUUUUGCAGAUUGAGAUGUAUUAUACUAAAUAUAAUCAACAAAUAAUUAAUGAUGAUUUAUAAAAGAAAGUAUAAUUUAUAGCUUUACCCAAUUUACUAGCUUCACCAUUGCCAGUGUGAUGCUUAUUUAAAAAUACAGUCCAUAUAGCACUGACUUGUCCUUUAGGUAUUUAUUUAUGCUAAUGUUCACUACAAUAGAGUUUUUCUUGUAUUCCUCCUUUUUAUUCCUCUGAAAUAAUUUCCCUCGUUUUAGUAUCCGUCCCGUGAUUCCUGUCAUCUCCCCACUGGCGCCAUCUAAUGU
Gymnodraco acuticeps is the source of this 6351-nucleotide messenger RNA. RefSeq names its product potassium/sodium hyperpolarization-activated cyclic nucleotide-gated channel 3-like. Gene Ontology annotation, biological process: potassium ion transport; transmembrane transport. Gene Ontology annotation, molecular function: voltage-gated potassium channel activity. NCBI's taxonomy places the organism in Eukaryota, Metazoa, Chordata, Actinopteri, Perciformes, Bathydraconidae. Gene Ontology annotation, cellular component: membrane. The record is from RefSeq and is a predicted model, not a curated record.